This is a messenger RNA of Aspergillus affinis, 1533 nucleotides long. RefSeq names its product Zn(II)2Cys6 transcription factor. Bases 1 to 1533 code for a protein of 510 amino acids. NCBI's taxonomy places the organism in Eukaryota, Fungi, Ascomycota, Eurotiomycetes, Eurotiales, Aspergillaceae. Gene Ontology annotation, biological process: regulation of DNA-templated transcription. The record is from RefSeq and is a predicted model, not a curated record. The transcript has 2 exons. Gene Ontology annotation, molecular function: DNA-binding transcription factor activity, RNA polymerase II-specific; zinc ion binding.
AUGGCGAGGAUAUGGAAACGAGCGAGCAAGCCGAAGUCUAGGACGGGGUGUGCUACGUGCAAGAUCCGACAUGUCAAAUGCGACGAGGAAAAGCCAGCAUGCGCGCAGUGUCGAAAAACGGGGAGAAAAUGCGAUGGAUAUGACAAACAACCACCAAAAAAACCAGACAAUCGCGUCGUAGCGCGACCGGCUCCCAAAAUCCCUUCGUCGAGUCAUGUCGUCCUGCUGCCAGGAACGCGGGAGGAGCAGAAAUACGUGCAUUUCUUCUGCACGCAAACCACGCGUGUCAUGUCAGGCGUGUUUCAAACUGAGCUGUGGGAUAAGAUAAUUCCGCAGAUUAGUCAAUCCAUUCCGGUCGUGAGGCACGCUGUAGUAGCAGUGAGUGCAGCGCAUGAGAGAUUUCUAUGUCGGGACUCCGACUCAGUAAUUGCGAACAAUGAUUUUGCACUGAGACAGUACAACAAAGCGAUCAAACAUCUGAUUGACUAUUUGUCUUCGCCGAAUCAGACGAUGAACCUAACACUUAUCACGUGUUACCUUUUCAUGUGUCUGGAGAUGUUGAAAGGGGAGAAUGCACAAGCGUUAAAUCACCUUGAGUCGGGAAUAAAAAUCCUGCAUGGCCGAGACACUGAGAGUCAGUCCUCGACAGUGAUGACCGACAUCGACCGGGAACUAUCGCAUCUGAGCUUGCGGUUGAACAUUCAACUGUCUCUUCACGGGCGACAGAUGAUGGUAUUCGAUUUGGACGGGCCAGGAUCAGACCAUCCAACUGCUGAGGAGGUUGUGUUGACGGACAUACCCGAAGCCAGACAUGCGUUGGACCGCCUCAUGAACAAAGGGUUAGUUUUCGUUCGCGAAGCAACGGACAAGAAGGCUGUGGCCAGAGACUCGUACUUCCCACGACAACAACAACUGAGUCAAGAGCUUCGAGCAUGGAAGCUUGCUUUCGAAAAGCUCACAGCAACUGAUAGGGGGCAGCAGAACCACGUUGACCCUCGAGCACCGCUCCUUUUAUGGGUCCAAUUUCGUGUAUCGCUAAUAUGGGUGGAGACAUGUCUAGCGAUGGACGAGGUGAUCUAUGAUGAAUAUAACGAGACAUUCGAAGCCGUUGUUAGCGGGGCAGAGGAACUCGUCGAAAUCAAUAAUGGUGUUGGCUCAGUGGAGGACCAUUUGAAUUCACAAUUCACGCUCGAAGCUGGACUCAUUCCGAUGUUAUACUGGUGUGCGGUGAAGUGUCGGGACCCGUUGAUCCGACGGAGAGCCUUGAACGUCAUAGCUAGCAGUCCGCAGCAAGAAGGAUUGUGGAGAAGAAGAAGAUUCAUAGAGGUGGCGCAGAUGGUGAUAGACGUAGAAGAGAAAGAUAUGCAGUCAUUACCAAUCGAGCAAAGAGUGCCAGCCGAUGAGCAACGGGUGUACGAGACGAUAGGGGAGGAUGUGAAGGAUACAAGCCCCUGCCAGAUUACUACCCUAAUGAAACCAAACGGUUGGGACAAGGACUGGGCGUGCGAAACCAAGUUGGUGUACUGGAUAUGA